Molecule: messenger RNA, 2824 nt
Organism: Ruditapes philippinarum (Manila clam)
Lineage: Eukaryota; Metazoa; Mollusca; Bivalvia; Venerida; Veneridae
Exons: 2
Coding region: 707-1942 (411 amino acids)
Source: RefSeq, a predicted model, not a curated record
ACUUUUGUCUUAUGACUAAUGACUUGUGUAUUAUGACUUUUGUCUUAUGUACUAUGACUUGACAAAAAAGCGGCAAAAGGGCAAGUUUCAUCACAUGCACCCUUCAUGGACGUUGGAGGUAAAUUUGAUAGUGAAACAGAAGACGAUUUGGUAAGUGUUAAAUUUAAAAAGUAUGACAGUACUGUAUUUCUCCUAACUUGAAUAAUUAUCUCCCAUACAAGGUUAGGUUUCGAAUAUAUGGGUCAUCUCAGAUGAAAAAAUAGGUCACAGGGCACAACAAUCGUAUUAACUGUUAAAGUUUAAGUAUCAAAAUAUUUGCAAGACUGACACAUUUUUAAAUCAUGUGUGAAACUUUAUUCUGUAUAGAAUAUAAAUUAUUUCUCCUUCAGGUAAAUGCGAGUAGUAAACAAUGCGAGUAGUAAACGUAUUCAUGCACUAGUUCAGAACAUAGCAGGCCACUAAGAAGAAAAAAGACCGAGAAACAUUGAAAAAGAUUAACUUAUGGAGAUCCAUUGAUGGUAAACAUGUUGGACAUUCAUCUUCUACCUGUGACUCUCUUUACAAAGGAAAAUACAAGAAAUUGAUUUAUGAUUUAUCAGACAAGUACAAAGGCAAAUGUGCCGAAUGAUGAUAUUUUAUCAAAUUGCAGAGUACAGUAGGAGAACAAAAAGUAACAAAGAAGACUGCUUUGAUAUCACAAGUGAAUAUGUUGGCGUUCCAUAGCUUUUGGUUUUGUCUUUGGAUACAACAGGUUAACUCUGUAUUAGGAGUGACACCUUCAAACAUACCAGACACAUCGACAGCAGGAAGUACACGGCUUGAAUUAGUGAAACACUAUUUUUACUGUGGGUUUUCAUAUCCGGAAAUUAUUCUUUUGUUGUUUGUUAUAAAUAACAUUAAAAUAUCGUUGCGACAGCUUAAUAGAGUACUUAAAUGUAACAACUUACGACGUCGAACUGGAUACACACCAGAUCACAUUGUUCUUGAUUAUAUUUCCAAGGAAAUUGAGACAAGUGGUCAGUGCAUUGGUUAUCGUUCGAUGUGGAAACGCUUGACAAAUGAACAUAAAUUAAGAGUUCCUAGAAAUAAAGUUCUUUCAUUUAUGAAAACUAUUGAUCCUGACGGAAUAAAUUUUCGGAAAGCCCACAGAAUUAAAAGACGCAAGUACAGAAUAAAGGGGCCAAAUUAUGUAUGGCACGUAGACGGUUACGAUAAACUGAAACCAUAUGGCUUUUGUAUACACGGUGCUAUUGAUGGUUACAGUAGAAGGAUACUUUGGCUAGAAGUGUCACAAAGUAACAACAACCCUGCAGUCAUCGCUAUGUAUUAUCUUGAAGCGCUGAAGACGCUUCGGGUUGUUCCCCGAAUUCUUCGUUGUGAUAAGGGAACGGAAAAUUCAACUCUGUCUUUGCUCCAACCGUUUUUCCGGUACAAUGAUACAGAUAGUAUAUCGAGACUUAGAAGUUUUAUAUACGGAAAAAGCGUUUCAAAUCAACGAAUAGAGGCCUGGUGGGGAACUAUGAGACGCCAAGGAAUUCAAUGGUGGAUUUCCUUUUUCAAAGAUUUAAAAGACAAUCAAGAGUAUGAUGAAAUAAAUCCUUUACAUGUUGAAUGCUUGAAAUUCUCUUUUAUGCACUUGAUUCAGGCCGAGCUUGACAGAAUAGCGGUUAAUUGGAACUUACAUUCCAUACGUAAACAGAGAAAUUCUGAGGUACCAAAUGGAAAACACGAUUUAAUGUACUUCGUUCCGGAAUUGUUUGGCGGACACAAUUAUGGAAAGAUUGUAGAUCAAAAUGAUGUUGAUGCUUGUUGUGAAAUGUACGGCUUACGUAGGACAACAUGCAUUAAAGAAUUUCAAGAUUUGGUAAAAUUACUAAAGCCUGACAUCCGCAUUCCCAUGGAUGUACAAGAUGCUCUAGAACUAUACAGGGAACUACUGUAACUUAUUGAUGAAGCCAUGGAAUAAUUUCUCUCAUAUAUGUGCUCUGAAUAAAUUCUCUUCAAGUAUCAGAUAUUUAAUAUAAUUCAUUGAGAUCGUUUGCGGAACAAGUUCUUGCCAAGGUUUUUUUAAAUCAAAACCCACUGGUGUCAUAUGAAGAAACAUGGAGAUGGCUCGAGUAGGACUCGAACCCAUAGUCCUUAGGUUGAGGGGCAGACACAUUAACCAAGAGGCCACCGCUCCUCUUUCCCCUUGUUUAAAAGAAAUGGAUUGUAGUACGAAACGUAAUGUUGUGUAAGCUUGUUCCUCCGCAAAAUGGGUUUUUAUAUGGAGUUAAAUAAAGGAGUAUGUAAAAAUCAUUAAGUAGAGCAAUUUAUUAUAUCUUACAAUAAUUAAGUCAUGCAAUAAAUUCAAUUUUGAAAAAGAAACAAAACCAAAUGCUAUCAGAUAGUAUCAGAUGUUAACUUUGAAUUGCUUUUGCGUAGUGGAUUGGUAAAUUCUGCGAUCACACUUAUGUGCCUUUGAACCAGAAUCUUUUACUUAUUUGAGGUCAAUUCAAGGACAUUAAAGUAUUACAAAGAAGAAUGAAACACGAGGCUAUUUGAUCUGAUAGCUAUCUGAUACAAGGGGGCUAAACUAGUUACAUGCUUGUUCCCAAAAUGUUGUUCUGAGAUGCCCACAAUGUAACUUCCAAACAUACAGAUUUUACAGGAUAUAUGUCUUAUAAUAUUGUUAUAUUGUUAUAUUAUAUAAAUGUAUAUAAUUGUCUAUUAUAUGAUUAUAUAAAAAUUCAUACACAACAUAAGAAGUAGUUUAUGUACAUUAAAAAAACAUAAACUGAUAUCUAUUCUGUUUCCCUUUUAUAGGUUUUUCCAUAGAACUUAU